GAUAGGAGGCGGAUCUACGAAAAUUGCCGAGCGUACGUUCGUUGUCUUCCGUCAGUACGCUCGCCGCAGUUUGGCGGCCGGUCGUGAGAAUGGUGCGCUCUGUACGUGAACAAAGAAAAAUAAUUGCUUGCAAGUGUAAAGUAGAUGAUGUCGUCUGAGCACACAAAAGUGCAGGUGGAAUACGUUAACGAGGACAAAAUCACUAAGGAGGGCAGCGGCACCCAGUCGCCCCUAGCUCUAUUGGCAGCAACGUGCAGCAGACUCGGUGCUGCCAACAUGGGGCCCGAACAGCAACAGGACAAGGAGCAACAACAUUACAGCCCACAACAACAACAGGCAGCACAACAGCAACAGCAACAACAGCAGCAACAACAACAACAACAUCAGCAGCAAGUGCAACAAGCACAACAGCAACAAGCCCAGCAACUGAUACAACAACAAGUACAAGGCGACGCUGCAACAAUCGCGGCGAUACAGCAACAGUAUCUACAGCAACAACAGCAACAGCCGCAGCUGAGGGUGAUCAGUUCAGCUGUUGUUCAACAAUUACGUGCCCAGGGGCUUUCAGGCAAUGAAUUAUCAGCGGCUAUUGUCAAUGCAGCUAAUACAGUUCCAAAUGGCAUACAAGUACAACCACAGGUGUUAUCAAUGCAGCAACUACAAUCGUUGCUAGGCGGCGGGGUGGUGGCUGGCGAAGGCACCACAUACCAGAAUACACCGCAGCAGUUGCUACAAAUACACCCACAGUUGUUACAGCAACAGGCGGGUGGGGUGUACGGCGGCUGUCUCGUGGGUGGUGUGGGCGGCGUGGGUGGCGUGAGCAGCGUGGGCGGCGUGGGCGGCGUGCCCAUGCAGGCCGUCACUGUCGACGGACAGGAUGCGCUCUUCAUCCCCGCUCAGCACGCGCAGAAUUUCUCUGGAAUGGGACAAGUGAGUCUCGUGAACGGACAGCUAGUACGAACACCUGUGUUACCUGCUGGGUUCCUACAAAAUGUUAUGCAUUUACCUACGGAACAGCAGGCAACCGUCACCAUCCCCGGCACUAACCUAUCCAUUCCUCUAAGCGCUUUGACCGGGAACCAGCCCAUGAUCACAAUCCCGGGAUCCAAUAUCACGAUUCCAGCGGGAAUCCAAAUACCGACAAGUCAGGCGAUAUCGAUCCCUAGCUCGGCAGGCGUUCAGAUGCCUGUGGCGAGCGUGGCGACUGUGGCCAACGCCGGCGUCCAGUUGGCGAAUGGGGGGGAAGUGAAGAACGGGGGGAAAUCGAAGGAAAUCAAGCAACCGACCAGCCCCGGACAAGGCGGCGGUGUGGCAGUCCGCGGCGGCGUGGGCUCCGUGGGCGGCGUGGGCAUGGUCCCAGUGCAGGUCCCGGUCUCCGUCGCCAACGGACACACAGUGUACCAGACUGUACACCUGCCGAUGCACUCCCAACACCUACAAAUCAUACCUCAGCUACAGCAGAUGCAAGCUCAACCUCAGGUGGCUAACGUGCUCACGCCGUCCGGUCAAAUACAACAGAUACAAAUUGCGUCACUCGCUAAUGUACAGCAAAACGGAGGUACCCAGACGACGGUCAGUGCAGCUCCCACUCCCGCCACCAUCACGUUACAGGUGCCAACCCUAGGUGUGGGCGGCGUGGGGGGCGCGGUACAGCUAGUGCCGGCUCUAGGGCUGCCCGGCGUACAGCUGGCGCAGUUAGCGCAUCAGCCGCAAGCUCAGGCGCAGCCUGUCAUAGGGCAACAGAUCCAGCAGGAUCCGAACGAGCCGGGCAAGUGGCAGGUGGUGGUGAACAACGGGGUGUCGAGCGGCGGGUCGGGGUCGACGGGCGGCGGCAGCCCGGGCCCGGCCGCCGUCACGGCCGUCGUCAGCGCCGAGUGCGAGGCCAGCAAGCAGCGCGCCGCCGCCGGCAGCCCCAGCGGCGUCAAGCGCCUCAUGAAGCGCGUCGCCUGCACCUGCCCCAACUGCGACCUCGGCGAGAACCGGCUGGUAGAUCGUAAGAAGCAGCACCUGUGCCAUAUCCCGGGCUGUAACAAAGUGUACGGCAAAACCUCGCAUCUUCGCGCCCAUCUCCGCUGGCACUCCGGGGAGAGGCCAUUUCUCUGCAACUGGCUCUUCUGCGGGAAAAGGUUUACGCGAUCGGAUGAGUUGCAACGACACCGGCGCACACACACGGGAGAGAAGCGAUUUGAGUGUCCCGAGUGUAGCAAACGGUUUAUGAGAUCCGACCACCUAGCGAAACACGUGCGGAUUCACGCCAAGAACAGGCUAACACAACCCGAUCAUUCCCAGACAAACCAGCUGUACUCGGAUUCCGGCGACGAUAGCUGCGACGAGAAGAUGACCCUCACUAUAGAAACUAUCCAUGCGGAGGGCGACGAGGACAAACUAGUGAUGGUGCGUCAGGGAGCCAAAAUAGAGACCGAACACGUGGACAGCUAGGAACACCAGAGCGACGAAUAAACACGUCGCGCGAUUAUGAACUCUACAGCCUAUGGUAUAAGGUUGGUACGCUC
Molecule: messenger RNA, 2513 nt
Organism: Achroia grisella
Lineage: Eukaryota; Metazoa; Arthropoda; Insecta; Lepidoptera; Pyralidae
Product: transcription factor Sp4-like
Exons: 17
Coding region: 145-2439 (764 amino acids)
Biological process (GO): regulation of transcription by RNA polymerase II
Molecular function (GO): RNA polymerase II cis-regulatory region sequence-specific DNA binding; DNA-binding transcription factor activity, RNA polymerase II-specific
Source: RefSeq, a predicted model, not a curated record